Molecule: messenger RNA, 384 nt
Organism: Desarmillaria tabescens
Lineage: Eukaryota; Fungi; Basidiomycota; Agaricomycetes; Agaricales; Physalacriaceae
Exons: 1
Coding region: 1-384 (127 amino acids)
Source: RefSeq, a predicted model, not a curated record
AUGCUCGAACAUCUUUUUGCCCUUUGUGAAGGCUUGCACAUGUCAAACUCCUUUGAUGUUGCCAUCUGGGCAGUAGCACUAUGUGCCUUCUGGGGCUGCUGCCAUCUAGGAGAAUUGACUAUCCCUUCCUGGAAUGCCUUUGAUGAAUGGCUCCACAUUGCCAAAUCAGUCCAAAUCUCCUUCUGCAGACACUUUGGAGGUGCAGAGUCUGCACAGUUCCAUAUUCCUUGGGCCAAUAUGGAACAGCAGGAAGGUGUGGACCUCAUCUUUACCUCCAGGGAGAACCUAUGCCCAGUUGAAGCCCUUCGUGCUCAUCUGAAGUCCAACAAAGAUGUCCUGGACAAUGCUCCACUCUUCACUUUCAAGACCUCAGACUCAUCAUAG